UCUAAAUCUUAUCUUCUCUUCGACCAAAUGAGUGGCCUCCAAUUAUUCGUACGUUUUUUACCGUACAGAUGCAUCACGUGCCAAAAGUGCUGAGACACAGAGACAGUUAAUAUCAAUGGCAUUCAACAAGUUUCCCCAUCAAAGAUUUCAUUUUGUUUGAUUUCUUCAAGCAAUGGCAUCUCCUUCAGUUGCAUCCAUUCAAAAGAGCUUCAAGUAUGAUGUCUUCUUGAGUUUCAGGGGUGAAGACACCCGCAAGAACUUUGUUGAUCAUCUCCAUCAAGCUCUCAAGCAGAAAAGCAUUAACGCUUACAAAGAUGACGAAAACAUCAAGAAAGGGGAAAGGAUAACUGAUGAGCUCAUCAGAUCUAUUGAGGACUCCAAGUUUUACAUUAUUGUUUUUUCCAAGAACUAUGCUUCUUCCUCGUGGUGCUUAGACGAGCUUGUCAAGAUUAUGGACUGCCAGAAGACGAACGAGCACACUGCUUACCCGGUCUUCUAUGAUGUGGAACCUACCGAAGUCAGGAAACAAAGUGGGGCCGUUGAAAAAGCAUUUGAGAAACAUAAAGAGGACGAAUCUGCUGAGAAAUGGAAAAAGGCUCUUAGGGAAGCUGCAGAUCUGGCUGGGUGGGAGUUAAAGAACACGUUUGAUGGACAUGAAGCUAAACUGAUCCAAAAAAUUGUUGAAGAGAUCUCACUGGAGCGACGUUCCAUUAACCCAAGCGUUGAUGAAAAAUUAGUAGGCAUGGAGACACGUGUAGAAGAUGUAGUUUCAUCUUUAGAAAUUGAUAUUGAAGAUGUUCGCAUGAUAGGGAUAUGGGGGAUGGGAGGGGCUGGGAAGACGACUUUGGCGGGAGCUGUUUUUGAUCAAAUAUCCUUUCGGUUUGAUGGUCUAAGCUUUGUUGAAAAUGUCAGGGAAUUUUCAAAAGGCUCGUUGUGCGGUUUGAGGUCAUUGCAGAAACAAGUACUUUCAGACGUGACGAAGGAUACAAAGAUCACCGUAAAUAGUGUUCAUGAAGGGAAAAAUAUGAUGAAACAAAGGAUGUGUGAUAAAAAGGUUCUUCUUGUUCUAGAUGAUGUGGAUCAUGUAUACCAACUUCAGGCAUUAGCUGGUGAGCUUGAUUGGUUUAAGCCGGGAAGUAGAGUUAUCAUCACAACAAGAGAUAAGCAAGUGUUAAAAGCACACCGUGUGAACUUGAUUCUUGGUGUCAAUUUGUUAUUACAUAAUGAAGCGAUUCGUCUCUUCAGUAGGUAUGCAUUUGGGACAGAGAUUCCAAUUCAAGGGUACGAAGAGCUGUCCGAACGAGUUGUAUGUUAUGCUAAUGGUCUUCCCUUAUCGAUCAAAGUUUUGGGCUCAUUUCUAUGCGGUAAAGCUGAACUUGAAUGGGCAGAUGCAUUAGAGAGACUAAAAACAAUUCCUAUGAAGGAAACUCAGGAUAUAUUGGAAUUAAGCUAUCAAUCUCUAGAUCAUGAUUACAAGGAAAUAUUCCUAGAUGUUGCAUGCAUACUAAAAGGCCGGGAGAAAGAAGAAGCAAUCAGAGCGCUUGAAAGCUGCGGAUUCCAUGCCAGAAUUGGUUUAAGAGUUCUUGAGCAAAAAUCUCUUAUAACUUUUAAAUCUAAACCUUUGGGCUUGGAUAUGUAUGGUGAGUUCUUGAGUAUGCAUGACCAUAUAGAAGAAAUGGGUAAGAAUAUUGUUCGUCGUUUGCACCCCAAUGAGCCUCACAGACAUAGCCGAUUGUGGAUUAAAGAGGAGAUUGAAGAUAUAUUGGUUAAUAAUAAGGGUACUAAAGCAAUAAAAUGUAUAAAACUGCUCUCGUUCAAUCUAUCUGGUGCCAAGAAAGGUUUUCAAAAAAUGAGGGGACUCAGAUUUCUUGAAAUGAAGCAUCAAUGUGAUUUUGGCUGUGACUGCAAGGAUAUUGGUGAAGAUAGCAUAUGCCUCCUACCAAAUGGGUUAAGAUAUUUAUCUUUGUGCAAUUGCCGUUUUAAUUGUUUUCCAAAAAACUUUCAACCAAAUAAUCUUGUUGGCCUUAAAUUAAAAAGCACCGGUUUUGGUCAACGUUGGAAAGCUGGAGAAAAGGUUCUAAAGAAUCUCAGAUUCAUUGACAUCCGUAAUUGUCGGUUGGAAUCUUUGAACGUUGGGCUAAAUACGAAUCUGGAGAGGUUAAAUCUUAAAGGCUGUUGGAAUUUGGUAGAACUUCACAUGCCCGUUGAAAGUUUAAAGCUUAAAAGCCUCUACCUUAAUUGUGAGAAGCUGAAAACACUUAACCUUGAGGGGGCUCAGAAUCUCGAGAAGUUAGAGCUUAAAUACUGUAAGGAUUUGGUAGAACUUCACAUGCCCACUGAAUGUCUAAAGCUCAAAUGCUUCUACCUCAAUUGUUCUAAACUGAAAAAACUUAACCUUCCGAGAACUUUUAAUCUCCAGACGUUACAUCUUGACCAAUGCGAGGAGUUAAGCGAACUUUAUGUACCCGUUGAAUUUAUGCUUGAAUCCCUUCACCUUGAGGAUCAUAAUAUGAGGACCUUAUAUCUUAAGCGGGCUCAGAAUCUCGACAAACUGAAGGUUGAUGUAUGUGAAGAUUUGGUAGACCUUCAAUUGCCCUUUGAAGGUCUAAAGUUCAAAAGCCUCCACCUCUUUUAUGUUGAGUUGGAAACCCUUGACCUUACCCAAGCUUUGAAUCUCGAGAAGUUAGUUAUUAAAGGUUGUAAUAAUUUGGUAGAACUUCACAUGCCCAAUGAAAAGUUUAAGCUCAAAUCUCUUUCCGUUGAUAAAUCUACGUUGCAGACCUUGGAUAUUUCCUGGGCUCAGAAUCUCGACACAUUAAGUGUGAACCUAUGUAAGGAUUUGGUAGAACUUAACAUGCCUGUUGAAAGCCUAGAGCUCAAUGACAUUUCCCUUAGAUAUACUAAGUUGAAAAAACUUAACCUUAAGGGGUGUCGGAAUCUCGAGAGGUUAGAUCUUGAAAACUGUGAGGAUUUGGUAGAACUUAACGUGCCCGUUGAAAGCCUAGAGCUCAAUGACAUUUCCCUUAGAUAUACUAAGUUGAAAAAACUUAACCUUAAGGGGUGUCGGAAUCUCGAGAGGUUAGAUCUUGAAAACUGUGAGGAUUUGGUAGAACUUAACGUGCCCGUUGAAAGCCUAGAGCUCAAUGACAUUUCCCUUAGAUAUACUAAGUUGAAAAAACUUAACCUUAAGGGGUGUCGGAAUCUCGAGAGGUUAGAUCUUGAAAAAUGUGAGGAUUUGGUAGAACUUCACUUGCCCCUUGAAGGUCUAAAGCUCAGAAGCCUCUACCUCAAUAGUGUUAAGUUGAAAACCCUUGACCUUACCCAAAAUUUGAAUCUUGAGAAGUUAGAUCUUCUUUGUUGUGAGGAUUUGGUAGAACUUCAAUUGCCCCUUAAAGGUCUGAAGUUCAAAAGCCUCCUCAUCUUUUGGUCUAAGAUGAAAACCCUUGACCUUACCCAAACUUUGAAUCUCGAGACGUUAUGUCUUGAAAAAUGUGAGGAUUUGGUAGAACUUCACAUGCCGGUUGAAAGUCUGAUGCUCAAAAACCUCCGCCUCGAUACUACUAAGUUGAAAACACUUAACCUUAAGGGAGCUCGGAAUCUCGAGAAGUUAUUUGUUCAACGAUGUGAGGAAUUGGUAGAACUUCACAUGCCAGUUGAAAGUCUGAUGCUCAAAAGCGUCCACGUCAGUACUCCUAAUUUGAACCGGCAUGUGGGGACUUAGUAGAACUUCACAUGCUCGUUGAAAGUGUAAAUUUCAAUCCGCUUGUGUAUGAUGUCAGGACCUGUUUGACCCCAUGACCAGAACUGUUGGAGCGACCUCGAUAACCAGCAGAAAACAUGGUUUGUUUUGAGGAGUCGAUGAGCCAUGCAAAGAGCGCAUAAACUACUAAUUCCUCACGGCCAGAGAAAGCAGAUCACGAAAACCAGGAGCGGGUUUAGAUCACGAAAACCAAGACUGCAAAGAAACCAGUCUAAUCACUUAAUAUCGGCAACCGGUUGGCCGAUUGCAUCCAACUGAUCACAGAUGUUUGUAUAUAGACGGCCUGCGGAAAUUGCCCCUGAGCGUUUUUGUGUUUUAGUUGAGAAAUUGCCUGAGGAAUGAGACGUCUAAAAUGUUUAGAAGAGUUAAAUAUAGAAGGCGCAGGCAUAAUUCAUCUUCCCCAGAGCAUAUUACAAUUGAAAGGUCUGCUUGUUGAUGGGUCUAGGUGGCAGCUUGAGUUGUAUGGUUUUACAUCCGUAUUUGAAAGAUCAACAUACACCUCCUACUGCUACAUAUAACUGUGGGAUAACAUCAUAGUACAUUGAACCAAAGGAUUACACCUACGUACCUCUAUGGUUUAGCUUUGGCUUAGUCACCGAAUCAUGUCCAAAACUUACCUUCAAAUGGUCAAAGUCGAUUCAAAGAUAUCAGCGUUGGUGAGCAUCCUGGGCGUUUCCCUUCGUUGGUGGGCUAUUACUUUCAAGACAGUAUUGGUGGGAUUGAUGAUGAUGAUGACCAAUAUACAAAAAAGAGGUGAACAGAUUUUGGUACCCUUGAUAUAACUCCAGUGGUCAAGCCUAUCCGUGAGCCACAUGUAGUCGGAUUGAUGGGAUUUGGUUAUGAAACUGUUGGGUUUGAGACUGUGUCGGUGAAAUUGUUUCCGACUGGUGGCUGUUGGGCUACAAAGUGAAGAAUUUGCAGAGUUUCAAAAGAAUUUGUCAUGGUUUAAGUGUAACAAUUGUUAUCACCAACACGAUGUUACCCAAAUGGCUCUGUAUAACAGCUUCAGAGACUGAAUUUCACAAUUAUAGAAUAGGACAGCAUACCGAACAUUGCACCAGCAGCAACUGCUAAUCUCCAAUCUGCAGCAGGCUUGAAGUAAACAAAGCUUGUGUCGGCAAACGAAAGAAUUAUAGUCUUUGUGGCAUUUCAUCGAACACAUGGAGUGAUAAACCAUGUAAACCGUAGGUUUCACUAUUUUUUACAGAGAUAACUACUUAUGGUAAUUUUUACAGGUUUUUGUAGUAACAGUCUAUUCAUUUUUUAUGAUUAUGUUUGUGGAUAUUAAUAGAUUUGGACC
Messenger RNA from Helianthus annuus (common sunflower), 5060 nucleotides. Its product is annotated as TMV resistance protein N. The record is from RefSeq and is a predicted model, not a curated record. Gene Ontology annotation, biological process: signal transduction; defense response. The transcript is spliced from 9 exons. Bases 173 to 3721 code for a protein of 1182 amino acids. Gene Ontology annotation, molecular function: ADP binding. Lineage: Eukaryota; Viridiplantae; Streptophyta; Magnoliopsida; Asterales; Asteraceae.